This is a messenger RNA of Ceutorhynchus assimilis (cabbage seed weevil), 3069 nucleotides long. The record is from the annotation of a GenBank genome assembly. Lineage: Eukaryota; Metazoa; Arthropoda; Insecta; Coleoptera; Curculionidae.
CUGGAUCAGUUUCCCAGUUUAAAGGAACACAAAUGUGGCAGAGAGUACAUUCUUAUCCCGAAUGAGUCAAACGUGCUCAAUAACAUUAGUGAAUCAGAUAGCGAAGGGGACGCCCUAGGGUUUAAUCGCUUUAUUAACAAUGUGAGAAGUUCUGUUUUUUCUUCAAAUGUGGCAUUCAGAGGAGAGUUUGAAGAAAACUGUGAAGAAAAGGCCAUCCCUUCUUCAUUACUUGCCACAAUUAAUAUGUUAUUGUAUGGCUCAGCUGUGCAUACUGAGUGUCGCGCCUCAAAACCUGGCGUGACAAUAUGCCAAUUAAUUAUGUUCAACAUGCUUCAAGCCUUACCCAAAGGAAAUAUAAUCAGACAUAAAAAAAAGCUUGAACCACCAUUACCAAUUUAUCUUGGACUCUCGAUAUAUGCACGCAGUCGCAAUAAGCAACAGAUAGAUGAACUUCAUAAUUUGGGAAUUUCUAUAUCUUCUAAUCGAGUCAUGGAGAUCACAGCUCAGUUUUCUCAUGUGGUAGUUGGUAGAGCCGAAGAAGAAGGAGUGGUUUGCCCUUCCUCGUUGAAGAAAGGAUUAUUUACUGUCGCCGCCAUCGAUAAUAUUGACCACAAUCCUUCUGGUACGACCAGCGCAGGCUCAUUCCAUGGUACAGGAAUAUCUGUUUUUCAGUUACCUCUCAAAGAAGAAGAAGCAACUAUCAGAAAUUUUCAAAUCUCAUUUGAAGAUUUAGCGAACAACUUACGUAGUGUGCCUAACUUGCCAGAUUCUUUCGCUGUAGUUCCUGAUUACAUUUUUCACAAUAAGCAACCAGCUCCUUCAUCCUGUUCAGAGGAUAUCGCCCAAAGAAUGAGAGCCUCAGUGAAUGUCAUGAGCAUGUGGCAUCUGGGGAGUGAUUGGCUCAGUCACAUUCAUGUGCAAAUGAACGAACUAUGUGAAAAGAUGCCGCAAAAUAUAUCAUGGUCAUCCUUUCGCUCUAACGAAGUCAAAUACAAUGUUACAAUACUGAAAUCCAUCAGCACAUUGCUGCCGCUGUUCUAUGAGAAAUCUACGUCUCCGGCUAUGAUAAGACAUGCUUUGCGCUUGGGAAAUUUCACAGAGUACACAGAGUCUUUACUGCGGAUGAUUCCUUGGUUUUUUGCUUUUAGUCAUUCAAAUUACGCACGUUGGAUAUCAGUGCACGUUAAAGAUCUCUUGGAACUGGAAACAAAAUUACCCAAUGUCUACCGCGAGUUCAUGCUUGGUAACUUUGUUGUCCAUAAGUCGGGCUGCAUCUUCUCUGCUGUUGGUAUAGAUCAAGCCCACGAACAAAAUAAUGCUUUAAUUAAAGCUGAUGGUGGAGCUGUUGGUCUCCUCCACGAUGCCACUGCUCUUAAACGAUGGAUGAUUGCAGGACCCGAGAUUAGUGGCCUACUUUCUCAAUUCCAAGAAAACAUCGCUGGGGUUGAUAAAAAAGGCACACAUCAUCAUGAACAAUACUCUGCCUUCCAAAAAUCCUUUUAUGAAAAAUGCCUUGCCCUCAAAGAAAGCUUUAUUCAAGCAGAAAAUCCUUUUAAAAUAAGAAGUGAAGACCUGAUAGCCCUAGAUACUAGAAUGGUGGCUGACGAAGAAGGUGUUGCGGCUCUUCAUGGAGCUGAGACAAUAGGAAAUGACUUAUUUCAUGAAUUUAUUGACAGACUCGUAUUAGCACCAACCUCGUUAUAUUCUCCAAUCAAGAAAAGCAAUGUAAAAAUUUUCUGUUUUAAAAAAAAGAAACUGGUGCGAGUGGCACCAAACCAACAGCUUAAAUCUGAUGCUCAACUGUUCUCCCGGCUGUUUAUUGUAAGUUCUUCUCGCCGUUUAGACUUGGAUAAAUUUUUUGAACAUGAAAAUCAGUCAUUUCCGCCCGCAAUAUCAGUUUCUGGAGAACUUCGCACUGGAUCCAAGAGUACACUUGUCUCAAUUUUAGAAAACCUUUGCCGGGAAAUUCAACAACCACAGCCAACCAGUUGUGACGCAGUUGUGUACGAUGGCGCAGCUUUAGUACAUUUUCUGAAACCUUCCCGUACAAUCAAACUAUUCUCUGAAUAUCGAGCUCAAGUUAAAUCUCAUAUAGAAGUAUUUUGUAAGAAUCUCAAAGCAGAGCGUGUUGACAUAGCCUGGGAUUUAUAUAGAGACGAUAGCAUCAAGACCACAGCACGACAGUCGAGAGGUACUGGAGCUCGACGUCAGGACCUGCCCAACAAAGGAGAGCUUCCGAAAAAAUGGGACGAGUACCUUAAAAACUCAUCAAACAAAGUCGAGCUUUUCGAAUACCUAGCAAAAGGAUGUCUCGCAGAAAUAGAGGAGCUUAAUGUUGUCACUAAUGUUGGAGUCACACUUCGUGCAUCGGUUCCAGCUUCAUCUUCCCUCAACGAAGCUUUGUGCGAUCAAAUUGAAGAAGCUGAUGGACGAGUUAUACUACAUUUGGCUGACAUGAUGCUCACGGAAGAUCCCGGACCGGCCGAUUCGCACGAAGCCAUGAACAAUCGCGAUUUCAAGUCGCACCUACGUAAAAAAAGAAGCUUCGAAUUUCUCGUCGGUUUGGUUAAUAAUAAUUCCAAAUACGAAGUCAUCAGAUCCGAUCCGGCUAUGACCAGCCCUAAAAUCAACAAGGUUGGAAGCUUAGACCAAGACCUAAUCAGCUCCGAUAAUAUUUUGAGGCACCAAAAGCAACUGGAGGAAGAAUAUUUGGAAACAAACAUGAAAAGGAAAAUCGAAAAUAAUAUUUCUAAUCAUUAUAAGUUUGAUUCAACAACCAUAAAGUGGCCAACGUUUGACGACAUAGAAAAUGUUGGUUCAGCUGCAAGUACGCAAAUAGCUUUUUUGAAAAAAGGGGGCAAGAACAGCGAAAAUAGGAACUCACAGAAGAAUUUUGCAUAUCAUAAAGUAACUGGUAAGCCAGCUCAUCUUAAGAAAAACCCGACGGCUUACAUCGCAGUUUCGGCGAUAUCGCCUAAACCAUCGGAGCCCGGCGAGGAUUUAAUCUUGGAGACGGAGCUGCAUCAGCUCAAACCCUGGAAAAAUAAAGUGACUACGAAGAAGGUCUAA